Molecule: messenger RNA, 1223 nt
Organism: Lycium barbarum (goji berry)
Lineage: Eukaryota; Viridiplantae; Streptophyta; Magnoliopsida; Solanales; Solanaceae
Exons: 8
Coding region: 106-945 (279 amino acids)
Biological process (GO): translation
Cellular component (GO): mitochondrion
Molecular function (GO): ribosomal large subunit binding
Source: RefSeq, a predicted model, not a curated record
CCCCGGUUCACACCCCUAGAGGGAGGAGGGUUUUUCGUAAAACCCUAUAAACCAGCCAGCACAAGAUAGGAAAAAAGAAACGUAAUAAUAAACCUUUGAGAAUUCAUGGCGAUGUUAAUUAGACGAGCAUUAGUUUCUUACCGCAACAUCUAUGGUGCAUUACGGGCCACUAAUUUGACCCGUUUCUCCUCUUUGGGCGGGCCCAAUUCAAGUCCAUUUCACAAAGAAACAACUGUUCCUUUUUCUAUGCAACAGACCAACAAUUUUAUACUUGAAAGUCGAAGGGGUUUUGCUAAAGGAAGAAGACAAAUGAGGGAGGAGGUAGAUGACGAUGAUUAUGGAAAUGCACCGGCAGCUGUAAACGUGGGUCCUACCAUUAAAGCUACUGCAGUCUCACAGAUGGAAGCAGCAAUUGAUGCACUAUCGCGAGAAUUGACCAAGCUGCGAACUGGAAGAGCAUCAGCUGGGAUGCUAGAUCAUAUCAUUGUUGAAACAGGAGGUGUUAAGACACCUCUUUGCAGGAUGGCUGUCAUUUCAGUGCUAGACCCGAAAACCUUGUCAGUGAAUCCUUAUGAUCCGAAUACCCUCAAAGAGAUGGACAAAGCCAUUAUUUCAUCUCCAUUGGGCUUAAAUCCUCAAUCAGACAACCAGAGAUUAAUUGUACCAAUACCUCCGUUGACUAAGGAGCAUGUACAGGCUGUAUGCAAAGUGGUCGCAAAAUCAUCUGAAGACGUUAAGCAAAGUAUAAGACGAGCCCGCCAGAAGGCUUUGGACACUAUAAAGAAAUCUGUGCCCAAAAAGAAAGACAAAGACAAGUCAGCUUCAGCUUUCUCAGAAGAUGAUGCAAAAAGACUGGAGAAAGAAAUUGAUGACUUGACUAAAAAGUUUAUAAAGUCAGCAGAAGAUAUGUGCAAGUCGAAGGAAAAAGAAAUAACUAGCGCCUGAGAGUUUUCAUUUCAUCUGAGGCUCAUGGAAAGGUUCAAUUUUUUGGCGGAAGCUAUUGAGGGAACUACUUAAGCUCCAGAAUUCUUGUUUUCAAAGUCGGAAAAAGAUAUCAAGACAUGUUACAAGUGAUUAUGCUGAUACUUGAAAGAAAAUAUUGUAUUUCGUAUAAUGUAUGCUGUUGGUUUUAGCUGUUUACGUCCACGAUCAUAUAUCAUUUCAUUUCGUGACAAGUGUUGAGAUAAUGUAACAUUACUUUUAAUUCAAAAACCAUUUGUUCU